GGUCCUGGAUAGAGCGCCAACUGAGUUAAUGUGUCAUGUGUGUGUGUUUUUGUUAGAUUCCCACGAAAAUCAAGCAGAAACGGCCCAUCCAAUUCGGAUCCAAGAUCAUCGUCUUCAUCACUCUAUCGAAACGCAGAUGCAAAUUGAAUCAAGCUGUAAUUUCUCUGCUCAAUCCUGAAUCUGGAAAUGGAGUUCUCGGCGUCUCUAUCGACCAGCUCCGCGAAGCUCUACCGUGCACCCUCAGGCGCGAAAAGGAAACAGAAUUUGCUCCUGCGCAAAAGAGUGGAGUUGCAUCAAUGUCACUUUUCUUUUUCGCGGAUUAGAAGGGGGGCAGUUGGAUUUCCAUUGCAUUCAACUCCGAAGGCAAAUCACUUGCAGGUAUGUUGCCAGAGGAAAGAAAUUCAGGUCAUCAAUGCAGGAUGCAUGGAUGACAUAUAUAAUACCCUGGCCAAACGCAUUGUUCCUACAGCUGCUGCCGCAUCAAAUCCCAAUUUCAAGCAUAUUGUUGGUCUGGCCGGUCCUCCUGGUGCAGGAAAGUCCACUCUUGCCUGUGAGGUGGCUAAGAGAGUUAAUAUGAUGUGGCCACAAAAAUCUUGUUCAUUUGAUUCCCAAGUGGAAACACCUGAAGCUGCCAUUGUUCUUCCAAUGGAUGGAUUCCAUCUCUAUCGUCAUCAACUUGAUGCAACGGAGGAUCCAGAAGAAGCACAUGCCAGGAGGGGAGCUCCAUGGACAUUUGAUCCGGCUGCACUAUUAACAUGUUUAAAAACUCUGAGAGAUGAGGGAUCAGUAUAUGCUCCAUCAUUUGACCAUGGUGUUGGAGAUCCAGUGGAAAAUGAUAUAUUUGUGAAUAUUCAUCACAAGGUGGUGAUAGUUGAAGGCAAUUACUUGUUGUUGGAGGAGGGCGUUUGGAAUGACAUUUCAUCACUAUUUGAUGAAAAGUGGUUUAUCGAUGUUGACCUUGAAAAAGCAAUGCAACGAGUUUUGAAGAGGCAUAUAGCCACAGGGAGACUUCCCGAUGAUGUUGCAAGAUGGCGGAUUGAAUUCAAUGACAAACCCAAUGCUGAGCUUAUCAUGAAAUCGAAGAAAAAUGCAGAUUUGGUGAUCAACUCCAUUGAUUCUCUUCAAGACGUUUCAGUCCAUCCCUAGCUAAUUCCUGUUUGCUACAUGGCCCGGGUAUAUAUAUCUGUAUAUAAAUACUCUCUAAUGUUGAUAGAUUACCUUUCCGAUUCAUUUUUUUGAAUAUACAAAAAAGGGAAUUUCCUCUA
This is a messenger RNA of Cuscuta campestris, 1265 nucleotides long. NCBI's taxonomy places the organism in Eukaryota, Viridiplantae, Streptophyta, Magnoliopsida, Solanales, Convolvulaceae. The record is from the annotation of a GenBank genome assembly.